Molecule: messenger RNA, 1413 nt
Organism: Neoarthrinium moseri
Lineage: Eukaryota; Fungi; Ascomycota; Sordariomycetes; Amphisphaeriales; Apiosporaceae
Exons: 1
Coding region: 1-1413 (470 amino acids)
Source: RefSeq, a predicted model, not a curated record
AUGCCAUUCCAAGAUUUCGGUCACAACUUGAAUCUAGAUGUCUGUUCUAGCCCCCACUUUCGGCGAAAAAGGCAGAAUCAGCCGUUCAACUCCCAGAGCCGCGCAGAGUUAUUGUUGGGUAUUCGCAAGGCGGCUACGCAAGAUCACUUGGCGUCGAAAGCUACCAGGAGUCUGAGAUGGUUAUGGUUUUCCGAAAUUGUUGAAAAUCUGAUGGUAGCGUGGCACCGUAGAGACAUACUUGCAUGCCGCUACAAGUUCAAAGACUAUAAAGAAGGCUCUUCAACCACAUACCGUAUUUUUCAGUAUUUUUUCCCUGGCGAGCGGCAUCGCAGAGUCUUUCUGGGUAUAUUGCAUACAGCGUUUGAACUAGAGCAGAAUCAGCCGGCUACGCUCACGUCUUCAAACAUACCCGAUUCCAAGAGGGCCUCCCUCAAAAGAGACAGGUCAUCUCUCGGAGAAGUGGACUCAGGGUUUGAUCAAGACUCUACAGCCCCCUCCACCAAACGUUCGCGCGCCAGAGGCGCUCUCUCGUCCAGGGGCUUCGCCUGUCACUUCUAUAAGCGGUUUCCCUCAACCCAUGUCAGUUGCUUAGGCUACCAUUUUGCGAAGCUCAAGGAUGAGAACCAGCACUUGCAUCGGUGCCACCUGGCACCCGAGUACUACUGUCCAGUAUGUGGUGACACUUUUGCAACCCAAGCUGCCGUGGACAGACAUAUUGCGUUACGCACCUGCGAACAUCGCCAUGUCGCAUUUCAUGGAGUGACCACGGCUCAGGCGCAAAGCAUUAGUAGGAUACUGCGCUCCCGCGGGAGAACGGAUGAGGCUCGUUGGUACGAUGUUUGGAGCAUUCUUUUCCCCGGCUGCACGCCACCUCUCACACCAUAUCGUGCAGAUCUGCAGACAGAGAUCACAUCGCAAAUACAAGUCUUUUACCGCCAGAGUGAGAGGCAACAGAUGAUUGAAGCCCGUCUGCGGCAGUCCGGGCUCAUUGCUGACGCCGGGUUUGUCGAUGGCCACAACCCUGAAAUCCUCACGCAGGCCGUUAGGGUGGUAAUGGGAUGCUUUGACAUGGUCAUUGACGCUUAUCAUACACAGGCUCAGGAGGAACGAGCCGCCGUCAUGGGUCCAGGACUAUCUGAUGAUGAUAAUGGGCUCACUGGCGGUGAUCAAGCCAUCAUACCCUCGUCGCUCGACCACAUCACUCCGGUGCAACUUCAAAGACCCAACCCGACAGUUUCAUAUCCAGCAGACAUCACUCACCAAUGGGUGAUGGACACAGAAAGCAAUGCAAUCAGCCAUAAUCCAGCGAAUUCCUUCGUUGAUAUACCACAGUUGUUCGAGAACCCCACAUUCCUCGACAACUCAGACUUUGCAAACUUCUUCCAAGAAGAUGGAGAUAAUGAGGGUCGUUGA